Messenger RNA from Trypanosoma cruzi, 1494 nucleotides. RefSeq lists its product as uncharacterized. The transcript has a single exon. Gene Ontology annotation, molecular function: guanyl-nucleotide exchange factor activity. Bases 1 to 1494 code for a protein of 497 amino acids. Gene Ontology annotation, cellular component: cytoplasm. The record is from RefSeq and is a predicted model, not a curated record. Lineage: Eukaryota; Euglenozoa; Kinetoplastea; Trypanosomatida; Trypanosomatidae.
AUGAGGCCCUAUUUUCUGCUUGACGCGUCACCAAGUGCGGUUUCCUCAUGUGAGAGGACGGCAGCUGUUAUUGGAAAAUAUAUUGUGGAGGGCGAAACUCUUUUGAAGGCGGUUUAUUGCUCCAAGUACUACGGAGUCGCGCUGUUUCGUAGUGGCCGUCUCGUGCUGCUGGCACCGGACUCUCCGGAACGGCAUGGGACCGUUAUCGAGGGUGGGGAUGGACAUGUUCGAGAUGUCGCCGCAGGUGAUACCCACAUUGUAUUUUGUAAAGAGGACGGUACCGUGUAUUCUUUUGGCUACAGUAACAAGCAUGGACAAUUGGGCGAUGGCACUGUGUGGAGGAAUUUGCCUUUUGAACAGGAAACACAUGCGACAGAUGGAUCUGAUGCUGGUGAGAAACGGGAGCUGCCAAGACUUUCCUCCCCGCAGAUGAUUAUUGGCUUUGGUGGUGGAAUGGAUGGAGUCGAAGGACACGUCUUAAACGGAAAGCUGCUCCAGGUACCUGUAGUUGCGGUUGCAUGUGGUGCUUUUCACACUUUGCUACUUACGAGUCUGCGGAACUGCGUUUACGCCUGUGGUCUUGGUGUGUCGGGGCAACUGGGAGGAAGGCGGCGUCCGGUGCUCCAACCCACAUUUAAGUCUAUUCGUCUCUUGUUUGGAUUGACCAUCCGCCAAAUUGCCGCCGCGGGAAAUCAUUCCUUUGUCCUACUGCAAACAGGGAAAUUGUUCGCCUUUGGAGAAAACCUCUGUGGGCAGCUUGGGUUCGGCUCAGUGAAGGCUGUCCACACACCCAGGGCUGUGGCGUUCAGUGGCGCCGUUCCUUCUGUGGAAAUGCGGCGCCCUUUAGACUCUUCUGUUUUCAAAAGCCUGCGGGCGGCUUGGGGAUCCGCGGAGAGCAUGUACUUCCCGCUACGUGUCGAGCGCUUGAGUCCAGAGCGGGACCCCAAUGAGCCUUUUAUUGUGUCCGUUUGGUGCUGUCCCACGAGAACUGUGCUGCUUACAAGGACGAUGGAGUGGCUGUCCUGUGGCCUUGCAAUUUCUCGGGGCCCAUGUGAAAUCAAAGCGCCUACCAUGAGAAUGGAUCGAUAUGGCCCGCUGGGACGUUGGAUAGAGCGCAAAGAAGAGGCCACGUCGUUUCGGAAGAUGCAGUGGUCUGAGAGCGUGGCAGCGGCACUGAAGGGUGUGGUUCCUCCCAUCCCUCUGGAAGAAUCGCUCAUGGAUGAGGUCCUUUGCGCACUUCACGUGAAGUGCUCCAAUAAUGCCGUGGUGUUGCUCAUUCGGAGCUCCGGUGAAUCGCAGCCGUCCCAUUUGUUUGUGCAAGGUGAGACGCCAGGUGUGUUUUUGGUGGACGAGGAUGGACGAACCCCAUUGAGCCCGGCUCCUCGCGCAGACAAACUCCUUCACGAUCACGAAGUGGACGACGAUGCUGCGGAGUUCUUCCUUACAGAAGCGCAGGGCAUCUUUGCAUCCGAGGCGUUUAUGGCCAUUAUGUAA